CUUCUUUUUUUAAAAAACUUUUUCUUUCUGCAGUGCCCACCCUGUAGAAGUCUCACUCGGGUUCUGGUGGAAUCUUACCGGAAAAUCAAAGACGCUGGUCAAAAAUUCGAGAUUGUCUUCGUUAGUGCAGACAGGUCGGAAGAGUCGUUCAAACAAUAUUUCAGCGAGAUGCCCUGGUUAUCGGUACCCUACCCCGAUGAAGGACGACGGUCGCGUCUCAAUCGGCUGUAUGGCAUUCAAGGUAUCCCUACUCUUAUUGUUUUGGACGUUAAGGGAGACGUCAUUACCCGGCAAGGCCGAGUCGAGGUCCUGAAUGACACUGAGUGCAAGGAGUUCCCCUGGCACCCCAAGCCUGUCUUAGAGCUGACCGACUCCAACGCUGUCCAGCUGAACGAGGGUCCUUGCCUUGUCCUUUUUGUAGAUUCCGACGACGACGGAGAAUCGGAAGCGGCCAAGCAGCUGAUCCAGCCGAUUGCCGAGAAGAUCAUAGCCCAAUACAAAGCCAAAGACGAAGAGACCCCACUGCUGUUUUUCGUGGCCGGAGAGGAUGACAUGACCGACUCUCUUCGGGAUUACACCAACCUGCCAGAAGCCGCCCCACUCCUCACCAUCUUGGACAUGUCCGCCCGUGCCAAAUACGUCAUGGAUGUCGAAGAGAUCACGCCACCGAUCGUGGAAACUUUCGUGAAUGACUUUCUGGCCGACAAACUGAAGCCUGAGCCUAUCUAAAGCCGAGGUGGGGCAAGGAGAAAGUCUUUCCUCACCCCUCGUAGUAGACGCUAUUUAAAAAUGGCCGGCUCGGUCCGCCACCACGCCACUCCUUCGGGGCGGGCCGACCGUAAUUUUCCCCACGGUGCCUUGUUUUAACCCCAAGAAUGAUGUCUCUGUCCAAACAGCUUUCCAGGUGCUUUUUUUUU
Molecule: messenger RNA, 917 nt
Organism: Notechis scutatus (mainland tiger snake)
Lineage: Eukaryota; Metazoa; Chordata; Lepidosauria; Squamata; Elapidae
Source: RefSeq, a predicted model, not a curated record